Liolophura sinensis is the source of this 6442-nucleotide messenger RNA. RefSeq lists its product as uncharacterized. Bases 412 to 4767 code for a protein of 1451 amino acids. Gene Ontology annotation, molecular function: ATP binding; microtubule motor activity; microtubule binding. Gene Ontology annotation, biological process: microtubule-based movement; microtubule depolymerization. The record is from RefSeq and is a predicted model, not a curated record. Lineage: Eukaryota; Metazoa; Mollusca; Polyplacophora; Chitonida; Chitonidae. The transcript has 12 exons. Gene Ontology annotation, cellular component: microtubule.
GGGAGAUGUGCAGCGCAGCUGGACGUUUGUAUCGAUCUUGUAUUUUGUGCUGAUGGUGCGGCGUCCAGGUUAGCCUCAUGAUUAUUCUAGUCGUCGCAAGAGCUGAUUGCAUUGAUCCUGAGAACACAGCAGCAUCCAGCCCACCUUUGCCAAGAUAGAUCACUCGUCACUGCAUUUGUCAACAAUUCGCGGUCAUUUCCAAUGCCACAGCUUUUUGUGCUUGCACCACUUCAACGAAAUUGAGUGUAUGUCUUUGUCCAGAGAAGAACUAAGUAGGACAGUUGGAUGAAUGCCAAGACUGAACAGUACAAUGCCGGUUAAAAAUAAUGAUUGAGUCAGGGACACUCACAGCUACCUCACAUUUCCAAUGAACUGUCAUUAACUUGGCUUGAAGAACUCCUUUUGCCAAACAUGGGAAGCCUAUAUGAAUGUUUGAGAGAAGCCAGACUGGAGAAAUUUUACCCAACUCUGCGAGCAAAUGGAUUUUCAAGUGCUGAAUCCUUGAUAGAAUUAAGUGGGGAAGAUGUCUCUGCCCUGGGUAAUGUUACUGAAGAUGAGCAACGGCGUCUCUUUGAACUGGUUGAUAUUAUCAGAUCUGUGUACGAAGUAGAUGUAGAAGAUCUGCCUGAUAUUUCAGAAGCCACAGCUUACAGCGUCUCCUUGCCAAUUCACAGACACUCGCAAAGCAAAAACAAGCCUGCGAGAAAAAGAAACAGAAGUCCACAGUACACGUCAUCAGCAUCUAACAUUUUGCCAAGACAAUCCUCUGCUGAAUCACAGCGUAGUAGACACAGCGUUCGACGCCAUGUGAGUGCACCAUCAGUUCCUCGACCACGGUUGGCCUUUGAGCGUUUGGAGGCCGCUGCCUACCCCGAUGAUUCAGACAGUUCCAAUGAUGAUGCUAACAGUGAUUCUUCAGGUCCAUCAGAUUACGAACCAGCCACAAAGCAUGUCAACAGAGCUUCAGCCACACCCCCUAGACCUAGGAGAGUCACAACCAUAGAGAGGGUAAAGCACACCACGGGUUAUAACUAUGGCCUACCCAAAAAUAAAGUCAAACAGAAGCCUACAGCAGUACGAGAAGACGCCAGUGACCACAAAAUAUGUGUAUGUGUCAGGAAACGUCCAAGAAAUAAACGUGAAAUACGCUCAGCUGAUGAUGAUGUUGUUGUAGUUGAGAGAUCUGACACAAUAACAAUCAACGAACCCAAAUUAGCUGUCGAUCUCAGACCGUAUACAUUGCAGCACGAGUUUUGCUUUGACGAGGUGUUUCAUGAGGGUUGUGGGAAUGAGGAAGUGUUUGAGCGAGUGGCCAAACCUCUUAUUGACUGUGUAUUUCAGGGGGGCAGUGCUACAUGUUUUGCCUAUGGCCAGACAGGAGCCGGGAAGACCCACACAAUGUUAGGGACCCGGGAACAGCCUGGUCUCUACAUGCUGGCUGCUCAGGAGAUUUUCUCUAUCUCACAGUCAGGGCAAUAUGGCAGUGGUCUUAUGGUCUGGGUCAGCUUCUUUGAGAUUUACUGUGGUCAGCUCUUUGAUCUACUUAACAAGAGAAACAGACUACAUGCUCGAGAGGAUGGAUCACAUAGAGUGUGCAUAGCAGGGCUAACAGAGACACAGGUGACAGAUGUCCCCUCCAUCAUGCAGGUUUUGGAGUAUGGUAACCAGGUGAGAAGUAAGGGUUCCACAGGUGUGAAUCCUGAUUCAUCCCGCUCCCACGCUGUCCUGCAGGUAGAGGUGAGGACCUCAGCAGACAGAAGACUGGGCAGAAUGUCCUUUAUUGACCUGGCUGGGAGUGAGAGAGCUGCGGAUGUGACAGAUACUGACAGACAAACACGACUGGAGGGUGCUGAAAUCAACCAAAGUCUGUUAGCUCUGAAAGAGUGUAUCCGUUCCAUAGAUCAGGAAAACCGCCAUACUCCAUUCAGACAAAGUAAGCUGACCCAUAUCCUGAAGGAUUCCUUCAUCGGAAACUCAAGAACCUGUAUGAUAGCCAACGUCUCCCCCACAUACUCAGCCUGUGAGAACAGCCUUAAUACAUUAAGAUAUGCAGACAGAGUAAAAGAGUUGAGAAAGGCUGCCAAUCAGAACCUUCGUGUCAGCAGAUCAACUGCCCAGCCAGAUCUCAAUGUACCAUUCAUCACUCCUCCCUCCAUAUUUCACCCUUCCAACAUCGCCUGUUCUUCCACUCCACUAAGGCCUAGACCCUCCAGAAAACAAGUUGGCCGUAGGAGCCCACCAGCCACAGUAUUACCUGACCCCUCAGAAACUCCUAUCCGGGGAAACUUCCCUGGCCAGAGGAAAACCAGUCGAGAGUCCGGGAGAGCCAGUUCAUCCUCCUCCACAUUACGUCGUUCAAAAAGCCUGUUCUGUAGGCAAAGUGCCCCUAUGACUCCUGCAGUUCAGCGUGAGAAGAUAGAUGUGCCAACAAGGUCUUCCUCUGAAUCCAACCCGACAUUGUCAGACACGUGCAAUCUGAAUGUCCUUGAUAAUGACUUGUCACGACCACAGGUUAGGAGGCAUGAGCCUUUAGCAGCUUCUAAUGACACGGAACUAGACGUAGCUGCAGAAGAUUUGGAGGAGAUUGGCCAGGAAUUAAAUGAUCUCAACAAAACUGGAGGAAAAUCUGACUCGGUCAUGCCAGGUUUUGCUGGAAUCGUAGAUGUAGAAGUGCCUUCUGAGUCCAGGACAAUAUCGUCAGCAGAAUCUAGAGGUCAGCAGGUUUCUUGCAGUCAGAGAACCUCAAUGAACGUCCCUGAAGUGGCUGGUGCAGAAUUUUCUCAGCCAAGUGCAAUUGCUUUCUCCACUAGCAUUUCAUUAAGGGAUUCUUCUUCAUAUAAACCCAAACCUCUUGUGUUGCGCAGAAAACCAACAGACUUCUGCGAUGAGGAUGAAACAUCUGUUAAAGGUCAAGAUUCUUCACGCAGUGAUACAGAUGAUUUGCUGUUUGGUUCCCCAAAGGAGAAUCAGCUUGGAGGACAAAGCAAACCAAAGGUCACCAGGGAUGGUGAAGAUGAGAACUAUCAAGGCUAUCUGACUCAACAACACCAUCCAUCUGCUGCUGAAGGAGCAUUAGGGAAAGUCCAAGGAGCAUCUACCCCUCGCCGAGCAGAAUUCCUGCCCCAGGCAUCCCCUGCCAAGAGUUCGGACCUGACAAGUUUCUCAAGGUCAGAGAAUGUCAGACUGAGAGCACACCCAGUUUGCCCUGAACUUCAGUAUGCUGAUCCUGAUCCUGUUAGAAUCCUAGCCACGGAUCACUUUGUACUGCAGGAUGAUAUACAGGCUGGACUGUUUGCAGAGGAAAUGUUCCCAAGAGAAAUACUAACAACUCCUGCAGAGAACAAGGAUGUCCCUAGCUACCCGUCUGACAGGAAUGAUUUGUCUCGGAGGGAAAAGACUGACCCACUCUUGGCUAGACACAGAGCUAGACAAAACAUGCCAAAUCCUAGUGAAUUUCUGAAGCACUUAACCAAACAAUCGUUGGCUAAACCGACUGCAGUGCCCUCUCCUGUUGUUGCAAAUAUUCCUUUACCUGUCUUGCCGACUUCAGACGAACCAAAUGCCUUGUCCUCAGUUCUCAUUGGUGUAGCUCAACCUACAAACCGCGUUGACAAUGCUCAUCAACGCAGUUCUUCUCAAAGACAACCAGAUAGUUUAUCAGAUUAUGAAACAGACAUGAAAAGAAUUCCAUCCUUGGGAUCUGUGAGAAGUCUUGGGACACCUUCCCCAAACAGCACAGAGUCCCCAGGCCGUAAACAUAGCGAUGGAAGCGCUCCGGGAUCAUUGUCUCCGGUGGAUCAGAGGAAACGCUCAUCCGAGGCACGCCAGAGGAGGAGAAGCCGCAGCAACAGUCGUGAUCGCGACCAGAGAAAGAAAUCUGCAUCUCCAGCCAGCGAUCCCUCCCCAGCUGCCUUCAAUCUCGCUAUGCCUGCAGACUCUAGUAGUGCUAUCAAACCUGUGCCCUCUAAUGUAGAGUCCUUGGGAUAUGCUCAUAAGGCUGAGAGCUACCCAAGUUCCUCAGCAGGAGAGCUGUUCCAGUCUGUGGGGGUGCCGUACCUCCCAAUUUCUGGGGACUACAUAAUACCCUCCCAGGAGCUGCCUGCCCCAUCACAACCCUCAGUGCUUCAAUCUUUCUCAGGGACAUCUGAUGAUAUUCAGAUUCCUAACAUAAAUGCAGAUCCAGCUUAUAAUGUAUCAGAUAGACUUGACAUAGAUACCCAACUCAGUACAGCAAUAAAACCAACAGAGCCUGUAAAGAACUCUCCGACUGUUGUUGGGGCCAUUACCACUGAGAAACUGUCAACAUUUUCCCCAGCGGCAGGGUUUGCCCCUAUCCACCCACAGCCAGUAACAGAGGACAGGGCAAGACACUCAGCACCGAAGGGUAUCAGUAGAGAUGUUAUACCAGCCAGGGCCCACCCUCUAGCAGUGUCUUCCUCCACCUCGGGAAGCAUCAUGAGGGCAACUUCCAACCUGCAGCGCCUGGCUACCAUCGGAAUACCAGCUGAUCCUUUAGCAGCAAAAGUACAUAUCGUAACGGCACAUGAAGAACAGUUAGCAGCAAUUACCUCCCUUUGUAAGCAGGAGAUGAAGUUGUUGCUGGCAUUCAGGGCCGGGCAUAAGGAUACAGAAGAGUACAUCAAGAGAAUGGGAGAUAUUCUCAGUUUGAAGAUGAAGACAGUAAACCUUCUGCAGGACCAGAUCGGGGAACUGGCUACAACAAGAGGGCGCUCUCAGAACUCAGGGGUUAAUGAAGGACAGUUAUAACAUCAUUGGACUCAGGCUGUUAAGCUGAGAAACUGUGCACAUUUUAACUUUUGCUGUAUUAUUUUUACUUUUUAUUAUUUAUACAAAUUGAUUGUCACAGAAACACUUGUGUUCUGUUUUAUGGGGAUCUGGAGAUGUACCAGUUUGGUUUUACCUGUAUGAUAUAUUUUUAGUUGAAAUCACAAAUGUUUAAGUCAGAAGUUUAGAAUAUUCAUACACAUUUCAUACAUUCACAUUAUGUAAAUUUUAUAAACUUGUAAAAUAAGGAUGCAAGCCAGUGCAAAAUGGAAUGAGAUAUUUUUUUUACAUUUUCAUUUAUAAAUACGUGUCAUUUUCUCAGAAAUAUUUUAGAAUAGUUUCCAUGAAUUUUUAUUUUGUAAUUUCACCCAUGCUGAUGGUAAUACAUAUAUAAUAUAGAGUUUAUUACACUUUUAUGUGUAUCAUUUAUCCGCAUCCUGAAUUCCUCAAUCUCAUCCUCUGUUAUAGUGUCUUGGAUAAAUGAUGUAUUAAUUAAUAUUAAUGUACAACCAAACAUAACAUGUAUUACAGCACAAGUUUCACCUAUAUGAAAGUGACUUAUUUUGUUUAAAGGAUUAGUGUCCAGAUUGAGCGACUGGGCCUAAUUAUAAAGAUUAUAACCUGUUUAAACAGUAUGUUACCAGGACUGCUUCUGAGAAGCCUAAUAAUGACUUCAAUUCCACCCAAAACAAUAGAUUUACUGCCCUAGCCUUUCUCAGCCAUCCGCCUGGUACGGCUCAGCGGGUGACAUCAUAGAUGGCCAACCCAAAUCUAAGAGGCCUAAAUAACCUGGGAAUUCGUGUCAGAGCGAUGUAAUUUUCCAGAUGCAUUUUAGUUACACAGAAGAAAAUAUCCUGCCACAUCAAUUUGAACCCAUAUUGGACGAUGUUAAAGUUCCGAUUUAUGACACUGACAUCUCUGGCCAGAUUUCAGAUUCCAAGUUUUCAUACCUUGAAUUUGAUAUCAGUUUGUCCAGGCAUUUAGGACCAUCCUGACAACAUGGACUGGUAAGCUAUACCUUUACCCUGUGUUGCAUUGUGUAUUUCGCAUGUUUACCUUAAGAUUUAAUUUUUAUUUACUAUUCUCUCCCUCCCUCUGCAUGACAACAAAUUCCAUUCCAUUUCCCAAAGAUGAAAAAAUCCAACUCAUGGGUUCUUUGACAACCUGUUUUUACAACCAUAUGCAGAACAGCAAACCAUUUUGUGGAGAAAUUUGAUGGGUUUGUUGUCACCCUUGUAGCUUUUUUAGCACUGAACGUAAUGGCGAAGCUGUGACAGCUCGUAAAGGCUGGACUUGUAUGACAUAAUUCGGCAGAGACUAAUGAGUGUUGGCAGAAAAAAUGCAUAAAAGUUGCCUCAUUAUCUAGUGAUUUUAAGAGCCGUAUUACUCAGAUUAAUGUACCCUAUUUCAAUAUUUGUUUAUGCUAAAUUUCACAAUAUAUGCAGGGAUAUCCAUUUAUGAAUAAAUAGUAAAUCUGGGCACUAAUCCUUUAACUCUUCAAGACUGACUCCUGUUGAUACAUGUAUGUUGUAUACAAUACAUAUAUCUUUUCUGAUGUCAAGCAGUACAAGCAGUAUUUCAGUUUGUUGUAUGAAUCACAACGUAAGAUUUAUAUACUGAUUUAGACUCAUAGCCGUAUAUGGCUUCAGCCAUAAUA